Messenger RNA from Naumovozyma castellii, 879 nucleotides. Its product is annotated as type I glyceraldehyde-3-phosphate dehydrogenase. The record is from RefSeq and is a predicted model, not a curated record. The coding region runs from base 1 to 879 and encodes 292 amino acids. NCBI's taxonomy places the organism in Eukaryota, Fungi, Ascomycota, Saccharomycetes, Saccharomycetales, Saccharomycetaceae. The transcript has a single exon.
AUGUUCGAGUACGACUCCACUCAUGGUAGGUACACUGGUGACGUUACACAUGACGAGAAGAAUUUGAUUAUCGAUGGUAAGAAAAUUGCCGUCUACAACGAAAGAGAUCCAGCUAACUUGCCAUGGGGUGCUUCCAACGUUGACAUUGCUGUUGACUCCACUGGUAUCUUCAAAGAAUUAAACUCUGCUCAAAAGCAUAUUGAUGCAGGUGCCAAGAAGGUUGUUAUUACGGCCCCUUCCAGUACCGCUCCAAUGUUUUGUAUGGGUGUUAAUGAAGAGAAAUAUUCUCCUGAUUUAAAGAUUGUAUCCAAUGCCUCUUGUAGCACCAACUGUUUGGCUCCAUUGGCCAAGGUCAUUAACGAUGCUUUCGGGAUUGAAGAAGGUUUGAUGACUGCUGUCCAUGCUGAAACUGCUACUCAAAAAACAGUCGAUGGUCCAUCCCACAAAGACUGGAGAAUUGGUAGAGCUGCUUCUUUUAACAUCAUUCCAGCCUCUACUGGUGCUGCUAGGGCUGUCGGCAAGGUCUUACCAUCGUUACAAGGUAAGUUGACCGGUAUGUCCUUCAGAGUUCCAACCGUGGAUGUCUCCGUUGUCGAUUUGACUGUCAAGCUGGUUAAGGAAACCACCUACGAUGAAAUCAAGAAGGCCGUAAAGCAGGCUUCUGAAGGUAAGAUGAAAGGUGUCUUGGGUUAUACUGAAGAUGCUGUUGUCUCGUCUGAUUUCUUAGGUGACUCCCAUUCUUCAGUUUUUGAUGCUACUGCUGGUAUUCAAUUAUCUCCAAAAUUCGUCAAGUUGGUUGCUUGGUACGAUAACGAAUAUGGUUACUCUACUAGAGUUGUCGAUUUGGUCGAAUAUGUUGCCAAGGCUUCGUGGAAUUAA